This is a messenger RNA of Dentiscutata erythropus, 1341 nucleotides long. Lineage: Eukaryota; Fungi; Glomeromycota; Glomeromycetes; Diversisporales; Gigasporaceae. The record is from the annotation of a GenBank genome assembly.
AUGUGGGAUGGGGAAGACAAAGACAAAUUAAGUGAGGAAGAAAGUAACAAAAUUAUAGAAUCUAUCUCAAGACUUAAUGACAAUGUUGACAAGGAUAGAGUUGAUAUUGUCAAUUAUAUCCAAGUAGGCUCAACGCUUCUACUAUUAGUGAUUGUAGAUAAAUGCACAGCACAAUUAAUUGUUUACAAAGAGAAAGAACCACCCGAUGUGAAUGUAGUUAUAGAAGCGGAUAAUAUAUCUGAAUCACAGGUUGAAAAGUUGGCGCAAACAAUCGGGAAAGAAUUAUUUUCACUAUUUUCAGACCAACUAAGACUACAAAAACAUAGAUAUAAUGCCGUAGAUUACUUAUUAGAAGUAAAAGAGUGCAAUCAACUUUUAGAAAAAAUUAAUGAAAUGCUAAAUAAUAAAUCCGAAUUACAAGCAAAGUUAAUUAAAAUGCUAGAAUCCCAAAUAAAAGAAGAUACUAAGGCUAUUGAAGAGAUAAAGAGGAUUAGAGACGAGUUAGAAAAGACAGAAAAAGAAUUAGAAGAUACUAAGGAAGAUUUAAAAUCUAAACUAAAAAAAAUUGAAGAAAUGGAAAAGCAGAUGAAAGAAAUUAAGCAGGAAGGAACGGAGAACCCAGAUAUAAAAAAACAGCUGGAAGCUAUCCAAGUUGAUUUAAACAACUCGUAUGAUAAAUUAGUAAAGUAUGAAGUGAAUUUGAAUGAUACAGUUCUCCAAAAAGUAAAGCCACCAGUAAUGAUAGUGAAUAAAACAUUAAAUAAGUACACAAUGCAUACGCUAAGUUUAGGAACAGCAAUCAAUUAUGUAGGUGGUGUAGUAUCGACUUCUGGUUAUGGUGUAAUUGGUGGUGGCAUAACUUUAGGUGGUUCAUUUGUUGACACUAUCACUUCUAAAAUAGAAGAACUGGAUGAGAAAGGACAUGAAGCAUUAAUUGCAUUAGAAGAAACUUGCCAAAAAUUAAGGACUUUGGUUGAGCAAAAAAGUUUAAAUGUAAAACAUUUAAAAUUUUCGGAUUUUUCGGAAUUUUCAGAAUUGGUUAAUAAGUUGCAAAAUAAUAUCAUUAAAGGAGCUAAAGAAGCUAAAGGAGCCAAAGAAGUUGAGCUGGACAAAAUAAAUCAAAUUAAAGAAUUGAAAAAGAAAACGGAAGUUAUUGAUGAAAAGUUAAAAGCAUUAAUAAAAACUCAGCAAGAACAGUCAACCGAAACCAGUUCUUCAGAAUCUAGUCAAGAAUUAGAAGAUAAUAAUCGAUUUGGACUAGAUGAUAAUCGGUUUGGACUAGAUACCAGAACCAGUUACUCAAGCCUACUUGAUUUAAUUCCAAAUCCUUUUAAUAGUUAA